Messenger RNA from Megalobrama amblycephala (Wuchang bream), 846 nucleotides. RefSeq names its product pentraxin fusion protein-like. The transcript is spliced from 3 exons. Bases 92 to 763 code for a protein of 223 amino acids. The record is from RefSeq and is a predicted model, not a curated record. Lineage: Eukaryota; Metazoa; Chordata; Actinopteri; Cypriniformes; Xenocyprididae.
GCUUCAGGUGCGUUUGAUUAGGAUUGGAGCAUAACUUUUGCAGGACAGUUGAUCGCCAGGAGCAGGAUUAGGCACCACUGAUGUACACAAGAUGUUGUUUUUAUUUCUCUGUCUGCUCUCUCUGACACCAGCAGCUUCUGAAGUGGGUCUUGAUGGUAAAGCGCUUCUGUUUCCAACCAAGACUAAUACCAGCUUUGUUGAACUCACUCCUGAAAAGCCACUGAGUCUGUCAGCAUUUACUCUCUGCAUGCGUGUUGCAACGGAGAUCCAGGGUGAGAGGGAGAUCAUUCUGUUUGCCUACCGCACGCCUCAAUAUGAUGAGCUCAACGUGUGGCGAGAGCAAGGUCAGGUGUCCUUGUAUUUACGUUCUAGUAGCGAUGCAGCAUUUUUCCACCUGCCUCCUCUCUCCACCUUCCAAACCCACCUGUGCGUCACCUGGGACUCUGAGACUGGUCUCUCUGCCUUUUGGGUGGACGGACGGCGCAGUGUGUACCAGCUCUAUAGAAAAGGUCACUCAGUUCGUCCUGGCGGCACCGUCCUGCUCGGCCAAGACCCUGAUAUAUGUGUGGGUGCCUUUGAUGCAGAGCAGUGCUUUAUGGGUGAAAUUACAGAUGUGAAAAUGUGGGAUCAUGUUCUCUCUGGCAGUCAGAUUAAGGCAGUUUAUUCAAACCAGGAACCGAAUGUGCCGAAGGGAAACGUGUUUGACUGGAACACCAUUCAAUAUGAGACCAUUGGAAAUGUGUUAGUUGUGCAAGAUGACUAAUUAUGAUCCAUUGUAACAUCACACACACACUGUGUACAAGGCUUUAAAAGACCCAAUAAAGGAACCUAUCACCCACUUGAAAA